AUGUCUGCUCUCAAUGGCGAGUCCUCAACCCCACAGGACUCGAGCCGAGCUCGGUCGGCCACCCUCACCAUCAACACCAAGAACACCCCGUCGCCCUCGCCCUCGACAACCGCCCGCCCCGCCAAUAUGAGCGCCCAGGACGCCGCCGCCCACGGGGGCCCCCACAGAAGCAACACCCACCAGAGCUCGACCCCGGAGCCAAGCCCCAUCCGCGAAGCCACCAACCCCGCCGACGUCCGCGCCGCCCUCGCCGCCCUCCACACCCGCGAGUCCGACCUCGCCCGCCGCCUCCAGACCAGCCUCGCCGCCCAGGCCGACCUGCGCCGGGACCUGGGGCGGCUGGACAACCUGCGCGCGGGGCUGGGCACGCAGGUCAUCGCCACGCGGUCCAUCAGCAACAACAUGCUCGCGGGCGCCGCCCACACGGCCGGGCGGCUGUCCGGGCGCGUGCGCGAGCUCGACCUGGAGAAGCAGCGCGUCGAGGAGACCCUGCGUGUCGUCGAGCAGGUCGCCGAGCUCAAGGCCUGCGUCGGCGGCGUCGUCUGGAGCAUGGGCGCCCCGCAGGACUGGGAGGCCGCCGCCGGCUACAUCGCCCGCGCCAGCAGGAUCCCCGAGGAGAUCAUCCGCGGCGGCUUCGCGGCUGCCACGGUACCCACGGUCGAGAUCCCCGACGCGCCGUGGGUCACGCUCGAGAACGCGAGGGAAAGCCUGUGCGGGCUGUUCCUGAGGGAGUUUGAGAAGGCGGCCAAGGAGGGCGACGGCACCAAGGUCACGCGCUUCUUUAAGCUGUUCCCUCUUAUCGGCAGGGGCGAUGUGGGACUGGACGUUUAUGGCCGUUAUGUCUGCCAGGGAGUGGCUGGGACGGCGAGACAGACCCUCAAGUCGGGCACCGGCGGCCACGGCGCACAGGACGGCUUCUUCUACGCGAAUGCGAUCACCAAGCUCUUCGAGCACAUCGCACAGAUCGUGGAGAGCCACGGAGGUUUGGUUGAGAGACACUACGGGUCUGGCAAGAUGGUCAAGGUCAUCGAGAGGCUGCAGAUGGAGGCAGACGUCCAGGGUGGCAUCAUUCUGGACUCUUGGAGUGACGAGAGAGGGGUGGACAGGAUGCUGACGGAUGUCAAGAGCUAUCCCUUCUCAUUCUUGGUGCAGAGCUUCUUACCACAGCAAAAGGGAAUGGCCGGCAUAUCAAGAGUGAACUCCCCAGCAGUGGGUGGCGGGACGAAUGACCCGAGGAACAGCGAGGAUGAGGGUGUCAACAUGAAGGAGGUGGACGGCUUGCUGAACGAGAUCGCUGUCAUGCUCGGGAGGUGGUCUCUCUACUCCCGGUUCAUUGCUGGGAAAUGCAAGGAGCCCGAUUCUCAAGAAGAUGCACCUCUUCAUACACCUGAACUGUUAACCAAGUCGAACCUGAGCCGCAAGGUCUCAGGGAAGCUGACCACGCCCUACAAUGUCAUGAGCACAUUCUUCUUCAGAAGAUCUGUGGAGAAGGCAUUCCAGAUAGACGAGAUGCCCAGCGGGCUAUCACUGAACGCACAGAAACAAUUGGAAGGCCAGCCUCCAUUUGUAAUUUCAGCUGUUGACGAUGUUAUGUACAUCGUCAACACAGUCAUACAAAAGACGCUUUCUACGCACCAGAGAGAGGCUGUCGGCUCUGUAUUGCCGACGGUCGGCCGGGUUCUGGGGUCAGAUUUUGUUGGCAUGGUGCAGAGGAAGAUGCGAGACGAAUCAUAUCCGAAGCCGGUAGUGCAAGGAGGAUUCCCACCGGAGGACAAGAUCAUAGCUUUCAUUGUCCUCAUCAACAGCUUGGACAUGGCCAACGAGUACCUGGAGAGGAUCAUAUUCACCUUCCUUGGGAAGUCGACAGAACGCACCAACGGCGCAGGGCCGCAGCCGGCGCUCGAGGACACGUUCCCGUUCGAGCACGAUGUCACCUUUGUCACUAAUGCACUGAACACGCUCCUGUCGAGCUUCACCUCGAAAACAACCGAGCUGCUGAGCGAAGGGCUGCAGGUCCUGGCCAACCAGGUGGUCAAGCUCCGGAUGCACCGGGUGCUCGCCGAGACGUUCCGUGAGGUGGACUACACGCUGAGCGAGGAGGACCUGGCGGAUAUGGCCGCAGCGGAGGACAUGGACGAGGACGAGCUGCUGGACCAGGUGGCGCGGCGGUUCGAGCACGGGUGGGACGCGUUGAUGAAGCCGAUCGCGCGCAUCAUGACGCCUAAGACGUUCAGCACGCUGCUGGACCUGACGGCGAAGCACCUCGCGCGAGUACUGGAGAAGCGUGCAUGGGGCUACUCCGGGCGCGCGAACGCGUUCGGCGUGAUUCGCAUGGAGCGCGACUUCUCGGCCAUCAUCAACGUCGUGUCCAAGGGCGGCAACUACAGCGUCAGGGAGCUCUUCGCGAAGGUGAGCCAAGUGCUGAUGGUCGCCAACAUGGAGGACGAUGAGUGGGAAGAGAUCAUGGGCGACACCUCAGACGAGGGCAUCCAGUGGGUCCUGAGUGAGGAGGAGAGGAGGAGGGCGCGCAGCUUUGUCAGGACAUGA
This is a messenger RNA of Diaporthe citri, 2547 nucleotides long. RefSeq lists its product as uncharacterized. The record is from RefSeq and is a predicted model, not a curated record. The transcript has 2 exons. Lineage: Eukaryota; Fungi; Ascomycota; Sordariomycetes; Diaporthales; Diaporthaceae. The coding region runs from base 1 to 2547 and encodes 848 amino acids.